This is a messenger RNA of Thlaspi arvense, 1782 nucleotides long. Lineage: Eukaryota; Viridiplantae; Streptophyta; Magnoliopsida; Brassicales; Brassicaceae. The record is from the annotation of a GenBank genome assembly.
AUGUUUGAUGGCGGAAUACCGGAGCAAAUCCACCGGUUCAUAGCAUCUCCACCGCAACCUCCUCCGCUUCCGCCGCAUCAAGCGGCGGCGGAAAGAUCACUCCAUUUUCCUAUCCCAUACGCUUCCUAUAACACUAAUCAAUCCCAGCAUAUGUUGAGCAUAGAUAGCCGUAAGAUCAUUCACCAUGACAUCAAAGAUGGUAGUGCUACUACUGAGUGGAUGGGUCAAACGGAUCAUGAUGAUGAUAAUCAUCAUCACCAUCAAUGGUGUAGUGAUGAAGUCCUUGCCCUUCUUAGGUUCAGAUCUACGGUGGAGAAUUGGUUCCCUGAAUUCACUUGGGAGCACACCUCAAGAAAGUUGGCAGAAGUUGGGUUUAAGAGGAGUCCACAAGAAUGCAAAGAGAAAUUCGAAGAAGAAGAGAGAAGAUAUUUCAAUAGUAAUAACAACAACAACACUAAUGAUCAUCACAUCAGCAAUUACAACAACAAGGGAAAUUAUAGGAUAUUUAGUGAGGUUGAAGAGUUUUAUCAUCAGGGUGGUCAUGACGAUGAACAUGUCUCAUCAGAAGUUGGGGAAAACCAGAACAAGAGGAGCAAUUCAUUAGGGGGAAAAGGAAACAUUGAGGAAAGGGGGCAAGAUUUAUUGGAGGAGGACAAAAGAGAUCACCAGGAUCAGGGUCACGUAGAAGAAUCAUCAUUGGGGAAUAAAAUAGACUCCAUUGAUAAUGGUGGCAAAGUUGGAAACGUAGAAGAUGAUGAGAAGUCAUCGUCAUCAAGCUUGAUGAUGAUCACGAGAGACAAGAAGAAGAGGAACAGAAAGAAAAAGAAGGAGAGGUUUGGUGUGUUAAAAGGGUUUUGUGAAGGUCUUGUGAGGAACAUGAUAGCCCAACAAGAGGAGAUGCAUAAAAAGCUCCUAGAGGAUAUGGUGAAGAAGGAAGAAGAGAAGAUCGCAAGAGAGGAAGCUUGGAAGAACCAAGAGAUGGAGAGGCUUAACAAAGAGGUAGAGGUUAGAGCACAAGAACAAGCCAUGGCUAGUGAUAGAAACACCAACAUCAUCAAGUUCAUAUCCAAGUUCACAGACCAUGAUAGUGGGAAUUACAAGGUCCAAAGCUCAAGCCCUUCUCAAGACUCAUCUUCUUUAGCUCGAUCAUCACUAUUAUCUCAAACCCUAACUCCACAUAACCCUUUAAUUUCUCUACAACCCAAUGAAAAAACACUUAACCCCAUUUCGACUAAAACCCUAAAAACCAAAAACCAAAACCCAAAACCUCCAAAAAGUGAAGAAAAAAAUGAUCUUGGCAAGAGAUGGCCUAGGGAUGAGGUGUUGGCUCUUAUCAACAUUAGACGCAGUAUCAGUAACGUGAAUGAAGAUGAUCAUCAUAAAGAUGGGAUCUCGUUAUCAUCCUCAAAAGCUGUUCCUUUGUGGGAAAAAAUAUCCAAGAAAAUGUUGGAGGUUGGGUACAAGAGAAGUGCCAAGAGAUGCAAAGAGAAAUGGGAAAACAUCAACAAGUAUUUUAGGAAGACAAAAGAUGUCAACAAGAAGAGACCACUUGAUUCAAGGACUUGUCCUUAUUUUCACCAGCUUACAGCUUUGUACAGCCAACCUUCUACUGGGACCACCGCCACCGCCACCGCCACGUCAGCCGAAGAUCUGGAAAACCGACCCGAGGAAAACCGGGUUGGAUCCGGAGAUCCUGAUAUUCCUGCAGCCAUGCAUGUAGAUGCAGAUGGUGCCGGCGAAAAAGGCAAUGUUCAAUGUUCAGGCUUCGAUCUUCAGUUCUAA